AAGCGAUCUGUCUCUAUCCCCAUCGCCUCCGCUCCGUGCAGCUAGCGAUGCUGAUCUGGCAGGAUGAGGUGCAAAGUGAUAUGCUGGAUCUAAAUCCGAAUCUGGAUGAUCUGAAGCUGGUGAUCUCCUUACACGCCGUGCUCAUCGUCGCCAGAGUCGGUGCUACUCCAGUACUCUGCGAAUACUCUUAAAUUACUCUCGCUGCUGUUAUUGCUGCUACUAUCUGCAAUUUAUCGCGCACUAAUUAAUCGAUUUCCCUCUCGCUUCCCCAACCUCGCCCCUCAACCUUCGUUUACAUCUCCUUCUGCCGUGUUUCAUCGUCGUCUUCCUUCCUGUCUGUCGCUUCUAGCACGCAAGGAUCCCAUGGUUUAAUUAAUCGCGUCCUGUCCUGCUACUCAACCGCAGCUGCCUCCUACACGGUCGCCUCGUCAUCUCUGCUGCUGCUGCCGUCGCCGCUCCAACAGCUAGGACGCCCCUUCUCUUUGUCCAGCUCUGACCAUCCUUCGUUUUUCGCUGCUUUUUUUUCGUUCUCGCUCUCUCUCUCUCCCUCUCUUCCUCUCUCUCUCUCUCUCUUCGUCAUCGUCGUCUCCUUUCUCCUCUUCCAAGCUGCUGGUGGUCGACAUCCCUACAUCCUGAAAACAUGACCUUCUUUCGAGAACUGCGUCGCCGGUCGAAGGCCAGCUCGAGUUCGACUACAGAAAAAUCCAGUGAAUCGCAAUCGAAUGGGGAGAUGGCAUCGGCGAAGUCUUCUCUUUCCCCAGACGCUUCGUCCUACACCUCCAUUACUCCACCUUCGUCGAUCAGGCCCAAUGCGUCUUCCUCCAAUCUCCGCUCGUUGAGCGACCCCAGCGGCACCAUCAAUGGAACAGGGUCCUCCACCUCCUUAGCUGUCCCUCAGCCCCGACCUGCUCCCUCUGUGCUCCAUCCUAAACGGAGUGUUAGUACCAUCGGUGGGAGCUCACGCGGCUCAUCCGUCAAUGGAGGACAUCGAAGUCGGACACCAACUCCAUCCUCCCCAUACACGCCACGUGUCGUAUCUAUUUCGGACAAUUCAUGGGUACACCAGAAGGUGCUGCUCCUCUACGGUCAGAUUGGAGACCCGAGACUGCACCCGCUGGACGGAACGAUCACGGCCUAUCACCAUCAGGAUACCUUUCCGCCGCUCAGCUGGCCUGUGACGGCUUCACAUUUCAAAGCUCUUGUGCAUCUCACUCCAGGUCCGAAUCGCCUGCGAUUUGACUUCACCUCAUCCAAGCUGUCGUCGGGAAGCGCCAACCCCGUUGUUCAUUCUUCAUGGCUGAGCAUCAACUAUCUUCCGCUAGUCAACACCCCGCCCCUCCAGCUGGUAAUCCUGCUCGGGAAAGAUUCCGAUGGAACGUUUGAUGCCGUGCCGGAACGGAUACAACGGGAAGGAAAUGGACUUGAAACUGCCAUCCGAAAGUACCGAAUGAUUGCCCAUCUGUGGCAGGCGUUUACCGGGGAACAGAUGUUCCGCAAUAACUUCGGCCGGCGCUGCUUCCGUUUCGAAGAGGAGUGGCAGACAGGCACCUUGAGUCGUCGGGAUGCGGCCACUGGUCAGAUGAGAAACGAGAUCAAGAUCCAUGUUGUCCGCACCGACAGGACGGUGGCAGAACUUAGGGACCUAGACAUUGCUCAACAGAAUGACUCUGCCACCAACAAAGGCGCCUUGUUCGACAUCGCCAAGGAAGCUGUACAGAAUUAUUUCCAGCCGAUGCCAUCACAGAAACAGUAUGUGUCGGUCUUGCUUCUGGAUUCCCAUUGGGACACAGACGCGCAGGUUAUCACGGGCCACGCUGCCCUGGGUUCCGGUGGGGACAACAUCAAGCUGGCUGUAUUCGGAUCACAUGGCCUCCAGAGCUGUCCGUCCAGCUUAGAGGAGGUGGUAGACGCGUUCUCUGACUGCACACGGACCGAUACUGCCUACAUUGCGAAUGACUGCGGCGAAGCGGGCUCCAACUGGGAGUCCGCCAACAUUUCUAUCGGGGCUCAUCUGCACGAAGUCGGCCAUCUCUUUGGUUGCCCGCAUCAGGAGUCCGGGAUCAUGCUCCGUGAUUACGUUCGGCUGAAUAGAACUUUCACGACUCGCGAGCCGUUUUCAACACGCACGAAGUCCCAAGGCCUGAAACCGUGCUUGCCUAGUGAUGAAUGUGGCUGGCAUCGAUUGGAUGCUUUACGUUUCAGGUUUCACCCAUGUUUCCGGUUGCCUAGUGAUGCGCCUCUGAGUUCAGAUGACAGUGUCCAAGUUUGGCCUGUUGAGAAUGGAAAAAUCUUGUUCACCGCGUCGGCUGGUAUUGCAUUCAUCGAACUUUACGGCCCUGCAGAUGACCUCUGUCACAGCUGCAUUGAGUAUCUCGGUAACGACUCGACUAACAAUGGGCUUCCGAGACAGAUCACGGUGACAGAGAACGAAUUACGACAAAAGCUCUUCGGUAGCGAGAGAGAGAAGAAGAAGAAUAUUCGAUUGGUCGUGUUCUCCGGCGCCCUUGGUUAUCGUACGAUCGAGAAUGUGAGCCAGUUGAAGUCGAAGCUUUGUUCAGUCAAGCUACCGAAUGGGCAAGCUGGCUUUAGGGGCGGAAAAUUGGGCUUCUCGCAGUUACAGGAUAGCAAACCGGAACAGCUGCUGCUAGAGUCUGCCUUCAUACAGACCAAACUUAUGACUUCCAUCAAGGUCUACCACGGUGCUGCGCUGGACGGUCUGGAGUUCUUCUAUGAAGAUUCCACUAGCCAGCUUUUUGGGCGCCGCGGUGGGAAGCCAGGAGGCGAUGAAUUUGUUCUUGGUAAGUCCCCGGGGAGUGAAGAUCCUUUCCAGGCCGGCGGAUCUGACAGACUUGGCAAGACACGCGACGUGGUGAGAUUCUCCUAGGGUUUUACGUCCGAGCAGGCGCUUGGAUUGACGGCAUUGAAAUUCUCACGAGUUUGGGCAGAAAGUCCGGCGUGUUCGGCAAUGCGAAUGGAGGGUCUGGGCACACUUUGAUCCCGCCCCUGGGCUACAAAAUUGCCGGUAUUUCAGGCUCCUAUGCAUCGUGGAUAGAUGGAUUCUCGGUGAUAAUUUCUCAUUAAUCCUUCAUCUGAUUUAAUCGGCCCUGGAGCGGUCUCUUUUUAAUUCUAAUUGAUAAUAGCACGGCCCUUGGUCCGGGUUCCCUUUGCAUGGUCACCUAUUGAAGAAGUGGUGGCUUCACAUUUUGGGUUUUAGGCCGCUGCUGCGGAGCCUGGGAAUACGAAUUUUCUAAUUGCCCUCUGGGAACGCUCCCAAGCGACGGCAUUCCUUUGCUACGCGUUACGCAUGCCCCCUGGCGGUGCAUCUGUCAUGUUCGAUGGUGGCUUUUUCUCUUUUUUCAUAGGAUUGGUACGGUACGACGGUGGACAGGCUUUGGGCGGAGGAAUAUGACUCAAUGGUAUUUGAUAUCGCCUGGUCUUCCGUCUUUCUUUCAUGGCAGCAGGCGUUUGUAGAUGAGGAUGAUAUUGCGGCAAAAACAUUCCAUUCAAUUGGCCAGAGGUUAUAGAUUAAGUGGGAAAUAGGGUUGAUAUUGGUUGGUUGUUUUUGCAUGAUGGCUGGUUCAUCAAUAAGGGGAGUGUGGUGGAUUCUGCAGUUGCGUCGUCAUUGAUUUUGGGUCUGAAGCGAGAAAUCAGCAUGGAAAUGGAAAUCCCCAUCAUGAUGGUGGUGCAUUUGGCUCUUUGACCUCUCUGUUGCAGUUGAUAACUGGUAGAUAUUCCGUGGUAGUUUGGAUCUAGACUCACCACAUACGAGAAAGUGCUGUGACACGCUAGACGUUGGGCGUUGUAUGCGGUUGCAUGCGGUACGAGUGAUAAUCUCCUGGUGCACCCAUUCUGGGUGGCGAGACAGGAGGAUGCUGGAGAUCCAUGGAUGACGGGCGAACGGUAGCGAUGGGAGCGAUCAGCAUUCGAGGGAUGUCCCGAGUCCGUCCAUGCCACUGUUCAACCAUGGUCUGAUUCCGGCCGGAGCCCGCAAGGUAACCACCGCCUUGUGCGAUCUUGCGAGAGUACGGAGUAGGCAGAAUGCCUUCUUUUUCUUUGCUCUCGGACCGAAUUCAGCUUUUAUUAUUAUUGUUAUUACUAUAUUAUAUGACAUAUCGACGGCCGCAGAUCCUUUGGAGCGCAGGGCUGUUUGUCCGGAGAUUUGUCGGCGAUGGACAGGCAUUGACAGGGGAUUGAGACUCGCAGUAUCCUUAUUAGGAAGAUCGGGGGUUUAGCCGGUGUCGAUUAGGUAGUCUUGCCGGUUAUGGUAAGAUGGGAACCAGGAUGCAUUCCAUCCCUUGCAUGGGUUCAUAUGAGUCCAGUGGUAGUAGUACUAGAUACUGGAUAUAGCUAUAAGAUCAAUGUAUGCAUGUAUGUGGCUUACUGCCCUGACAUGUACAUUGCAUGGACGUACAUACCCGACAGUAUUUCUGCACGGUUAAUAUUUAGAAUCCCC
Monascus purpureus is the source of this 4453-nucleotide messenger RNA. Lineage: Eukaryota; Fungi; Ascomycota; Eurotiomycetes; Eurotiales; Aspergillaceae. The record is from the annotation of a GenBank genome assembly.